Molecule: messenger RNA, 2600 nt
Organism: Lotus japonicus
Lineage: Eukaryota; Viridiplantae; Streptophyta; Magnoliopsida; Fabales; Fabaceae
Product: long chain acyl-CoA synthetase 9, chloroplastic-like
Exons: 11
Coding region: 280-2361 (693 amino acids)
Cellular component (GO): endoplasmic reticulum; membrane
Molecular function (GO): long-chain fatty acid-CoA ligase activity
Source: RefSeq, a predicted model, not a curated record
CUGAAAUUCCAAACCUUGAUUCCCCUUUGGUCUCUCCGCCUUAGUUUGAUAGGCUGAUUGCCAACACAUCACUCCUCACCAAGCAUCCUCUUCCACAUUGCUUCUGAUUCUGAUCUCUAUGCAACUUCAUUCAUAAUCCCAAACUUUAAAAACAACAUUAAUAAUCACAAAAACCGUGCCUAAAAAACUUGCAUUCUCUGAAUUUUCACAGAAACCAAACACUCUCUUCGUUUUCUCCGAUCGCUUCAACAUCACACGUUGUUUUGAAUCAGAUUAGCGAUGAACGCCUACAUUUUCGGCGUCGUGGUUCCCCUCCUCGUCCUCCUCUUCCGAAACUCCAAAAACCCGAAGCGCCGCGGCUUGCCGGCGGAUGUCGGUGGCGAUCCCGGCCUCACGGUCCGCAACCACCGCUUCACCUCGCCGCUGAGUUCAGCCUGGGAGGGCGUGACGACGCUGGCUGAGCUCUUCGAGCGUGCAUGCAAGGAGCAUCCGGGGAAGUUGCUGCUCGGGACGCGCGUGUUGAUCUCCAGGGAGAUUGAAACCUCGAAAGAUGGGAGAAGCUUCGAGAAGCUUCAUAUGGGAGAGUACCAGUGGGUCACGUACUGGAAGGUGUUCGAAACUGUCUCUAAUUUCGCCUCUGGUUUGGCCAAGGUUGGCCAUGUCAAGGGAGAGCGUGCUGCGAUCUUUGCUGAGACCAGAGAAGAAUGGUUCAUCGCACUCCAGGGUUGCUUCAGGAGAAAUGUGACAGUUGUGACUAUAUAUGCGUCGUUGGGAGAGGAAGCUUUGUGUCACUCAUUGAACGAGACAGAGGUUACAACUGUGAUUUGUGGGCGCAAAGAAUUGAGAUCACUUGUAAAUGUUAGUAGACAACUUGAUUCAGUGAGACGUGUGAUAUGCUUGGACAAUGAUAUCCCAUCUGAUACCUUGUCAGCUCCGCAUAGCUGGUCAAUCAUUUCCUUUGCUGAAGUUGAGAGGCUUGGUAGAGAAAAUCCAAUUGAGGCUGAUUUACCUCUUUCAGCAGAUGUUGCUGUUAUAAUGUACACAAGUGGAAGUACAGGAUUGCCUAAGGGUGUAAUGUUGACACAUGGCAAUGUUUUGGCAACAGUCUCUGCAGUAAUGACAAUUGUUCCUAAGCUUGGGCCAAAGGAUGUCUAUCUCGCAUACUUACCAAUGGCUCAUAUCCUUGAAUUAGUAGCUGAGAAUUUGAUUGCAUCUGUUGGAGGUUCUAUAGGAUAUGGAUCUCCUUUGACUCUAACUGAUACAUCAAACAAGAUUAAAAAAGGAACACAUGGGGAUGCCACUGCAUUGAGUCCAACUGUGAUGGCAGCUGUACCAGCAAUACUUGAUCGUGUACGUGAUGGAGUGCUCAAGAAGGUAAAUGCCAAGGGAGGAUUAUCAAAGAAGUUGUUUAAUUUAGCCUAUUCACGAAGGUUGCAUGCAAUUAAUGGUAGCUGGUUUGGCGCUUGGGGCUUGGAACAGGCUCUAUGGCAUUUUCUUGUGUUCAAAAAAGUCCAAGCAAUUCUGGGUGGUCAUAUUCGUUUUAUACUGUCUGGUGGUGCUCCCCUUUCUGCUGAUACCCAAAGAUUCAUCAAUAUUUGUCUUGGUGCUCCAAUAGGACAAGGAUAUGGUCUGACAGAAACUUGUGCUGGUGGGACAUUCUCUGAUUUUGACGAUACAUCUGUUGGCCGUGUUGGACCACCUCUUCCUUGCUCAUAUAUUAAGCUAAUUGACUGGCCUGAAGGUGGAUACUCAACUAAUGACUCGCCAAUGCCUCGUGGUGAAAUUGUGGUUGGUGGUCCAAAUGUCACUCUUGGGUACUUCAAAAAUGAAGAAAAGACAAAUGAAUCUUACAAGGUUGAUGAAAGAGGAGUAAGGUGGUUUUACACUGGUGACAUAGGGAGAUUUCAUCUGGAUGGUUGCCUUGAGAUCAUUGAUCGGAAAAAGGACAUAGUUAAACUGCAGCAGGGAGAAUAUGUGUCCUUGGGAAAGGUUGAGGCAGCUCUUCUUGGCAGCCCCUUUGUGGACAACAUCAUGGUGCAUGCUGAUCCUUUUCAUAGUUACUGUGUGGCACUCGUGGCAGUUCAUCAUCCCAAAUUGGAGGAUUGGGCUUCAAAGCAAGGAAUUGCUUAUUCUGAUUUUUCAGAACUGGGCAGCAAAGAUGAAACUGUGAAAGAGGUGCAUGCAUCACUUGUAAAGGAAGCAAAGAAGGCUCGUUUGGAGAAAUUUGAGAUUCCUGCAAAAAUCAAAGUGCUUUCUGACCCAUGGACUCCUGAGACUGGCCUUGUUACUGCAGCUCUGAAGCUCAAGAGAGAUAUCAUUAGAAAGACUUUUCAAGAAGACCUUGCAAAGUUAUACGCUUGAUCCGUUUGCUCAUUCUAGCAAAAGAAGCUACUUCAAAACAAUUUUCCUCUUGGGAGGGUGUAGUAGUUUUAUUUUACAAUUUUUUUCCAUUUUAAAUUUCAUUUUAGUGCGCAUAGAGUGAGGCGAAUUAGGAGUAGAAUGCCAAAAUGUUGAAUAAUUAGUUUGCGUGCAUAGUGGUGGACUUUAUCGAACCUUUCCUAUGUUUUAUCAAUCAUUCCAUCAUUUAUAUCUCCUCAGAA